UGGAGGUGCGCGCCUGGGCAGGGAACAUGGACUUCGCCCGCCUGUGGCUAGGGUUGCUGCUGCCUUCGGUAGCUGCGCUGGAUUUCGGCUACCACCACCAGGAAGAGAUGGAAGCAUUUUUGAAGAAUGUGGCCCAAAACUACAGUUCUAUCACUCGCUUACACAGUAUUGGGAAGUCUGUGAAAGGCAGAAACCUGUGGGUUCUUGUCGUGGGGCGCUUCCCAAAGGAGCACAGAAUUGGGAUUCCAGAGUUCAAAUACGUGGCCAACAUGCACGGAGACGAGACUGUCGGGCGGGAGCUCCUUCUCCACUUAAUUGAACAUCUCGUAACCAAUGAUGGAAAAGACUUUGAAAUCACGAAUUUAAUCUCCAGCACCCGGAUACACUUCCUGCCUUCAAUGAACCCAGAUGGAUUUGAAGCGGUCAUAAAGCCUGACUGUUUUUACAGUAAUGGAAGGGAAAAUAAUAACUACUAUGACCUGAAUAGAAAUUUCCCCGAUGCUUUUGAAUUUAAUAACGUGUCAAGGCAGCCUGAGACUGUGGCUGUCAUGGAAUGGCUGAAAACAGAGACAUUUGUCCUCUCUGCAAACCUCCACGGCGGCGCCCUGGUGGCCAGUUACCCAUUUGACAACGGUGUUCCAGCAACUGGGACGUUACACUCCCGUAGCUUAACCCCUGACGACGAUGUUUUUCAACACCUUGCACAUACCUACGCUUCAAGAAAUCCCACCAUGAAGAAAGGAGACCAGUGUAAAAACAAAAUGAACUUUCCUAAUGGAAUCACAAAUGGCUACUCCUGGUAUCCACUCAAAGGUGGAAUGCAAGAUUACAACUACAUCUGGGCCCAGUGUUUUGAAAUUACGUUGGAGCUGUCAUGCUGUAAAUAUCCUCAUGAGGAGAAGCUUCCAUUCUUCUGGAAUAAAAACAAGGCCUCAUUGAUUGAAUAUAUAAAACAGGUUCACCUAGGUAUAAAGGGUCAAGUUUUUGAUCAGAAUGGGAAUCCAUUACCCAAUGUAAUUGUAGAAGUCCAAGACAGAAAACAUAUCUGCCCUUAUAGAACCAACAAAUUUGGAGAGUAUUAUCUUCUUCUCUUGCCUGGGUCCUAUGUAAUAAAUGUUACGGUCCCUGGACACGUUCCAUACCUCACAAAGGUGGUUAUUCCAGAAAAAUCCCAGAACUUCAGUGCUCUUAAAAAGGAUAUUUUACUUCCCUUCAGAGGGCAACUGGAUUCUAUCCCAGUAUCAAAUCCUUCAUGUCCUAAGAUUCCUCUGUAUAGUGAUUUGCCAAGCCACUCAGCUGCAACAAAGCCUGGUCUGUUCUUAUUUUUAGUGACUGUCUUUCACAUAUUUGUCAAAUAAAGCAAAAUGUGAAACACAACCCCCAUCAUCACCUGGAAUCAGGGAUUACUCAUGCCAGGUUACUGCAACUCUGUUAACUCCCUCUGUGGGACCUUGACUCAAGAAACGCCAUGGUCCUUCCCUAAGAAGAGAAAUGGUUGUUUUCAAACCACAACAAGCAAUGUGUGGUGAUAACAAAGGAAUGAUUUAAUCUGGAUGAAUGGAAGAAACCUACCUUUCAGGUACUGUCCACUACACUUAACCUUGAAGUUGUCUUAGAAAUUUAACUUGAGAAUCAAGAAAGAAGUUCCUGCAAGAAAAAAAUGGAGCAAAUUUUGUAUACAGAGCCAGAUGAAUAUAAGCAAUGAAGAUGAACAUUCAUUGAUAACCUACUAUCUACAAAACCUGGCCAUGAGUGCUAUAUGUGAAGAUAUAGUAAGUGCCAUAUGUAAUUACUUCUCAGCACAGGGAGAAAUGAUAGGACUGGGAAUAUUUCACAUCACAGAUGUUCUAAGGAAAUAGGAGUGGAGAGGGGCAACCGUGUCUCAGUGGCCCAAGAAAAACAAUAUGGGCCUGAUGGGAUGACAAGGUUCUAUAUACAGAGCCCCAAAACAACAGGUCAGUUACCUUUCCGCACUCAGAUGCCACAGUUUUGUUAUGCUGAGGACCGCCAAAUGUGUAACUCUAGCCUCUUGCCUGAGCCUCAAACUCAAGCCCAACUUCCCACUGUACAUAUCCACCUGGAUGUGACCCACUGGUACCUCAAACUCAUCAUGUUGAAAUGCAACAUAUUUUUCUCCCUGGAGCUGCUCUUCCCCCUGUAUUGUCUCUGGUACUAGAGUGAACUAGAAACCCGAGAGUCAUCCUUGAUGCUUUCUCCUCCUCCAUCAGCCGGUGUAUUCAGUCAGUCACUAAAGAUUGAUGUGAAUUAUAAAUGUUGGUUGGUUCUCCCUCGCUCUGUGGCUGGUAACACUGUCAGUUUAGGCCAUGACUCACUGCCCCCACUGCAGCAGUCUUACUGGUGUCUUGCGCCCAGCCUUCUCCUCUUCAAAUCCAUCUUCACACAGCACUGGGGAGGAAGGUCUACUCAACAAGCAACAACAAUCAACUUGCUUACAGUUCCUGUACACUUAAUGCACGGUUUGUGUCCCGUAUCUGAACACCAUUCUGACCCACCGCUACGUUUUCUUUCCCACUCCUUUAAAACUCAGUUCAGGUGUCAACUCCUCCAGCAAGCCUUUGCUGA
Odobenus rosmarus divergens (Pacific walrus) is the source of this 2583-nucleotide messenger RNA. It is a transcript of the gene CPM, whose product is annotated as carboxypeptidase M. Gene Ontology annotation, molecular function: zinc ion binding; metallocarboxypeptidase activity. The transcript has 9 exons. The coding region runs from base 27 to 1358 and encodes 443 amino acids. Gene Ontology annotation, biological process: proteolysis. The record is from RefSeq and is a predicted model, not a curated record. Gene Ontology annotation, cellular component: cell surface. NCBI's taxonomy places the organism in Eukaryota, Metazoa, Chordata, Mammalia, Carnivora, Odobenidae.